GAGAGAAGGGGAGAGAGGUUGCGGAGGCAGUGAUUGCAAAGUCGAUCUUGUCAGUUCACAUGCAUACAAGGCAUUGAGCCUGUGAUGUUUGCGUUUCCUCUCAGCUAGCAGGAAGAUACUGGAAUAGCAUUGAGAGUAGUUCAACUGUCUGACUCCCUUUCAUAGUUUGUUCAUUAUAAGACUAGAAUGAGAACUUUCAGAGAGGACCAACCUCUGCAUGAAGCAGCUCUUCUUCGUUAGCCCUGCACGGAUUAUUGAUUAUCAUUUUGUUGGAAGGAGGUUGUAUUUCUCUGAACUGUGCGGAGGUGGAGGUGGGUUCGUCAGAGGCACUUGUUGGCUUCACAUUCUGACAGCGAAUCGUGUUUUCCUUCAGAGAUAUAGCAAGACGAGGGAAAAAAUGUUUUGUGGUCACUUCACAGCUUGAGUCCUGAGCCAGGAAACUAGGUUGGAGGGGACGGCCCACCCUAGCCUUGCGAAUUGCCUCCCAAAUAGUGUGUCUUCAGUGAUGAUCGCAGUGAUGGCACCAACAGAUAGAUAAUAUUUGUUUAUGGUGGUAUAGGAUCUAAAUGCAUGCAUAGGAUAUCUACAUUAGGUUUUAGAAGAGUUGGAUAAACCAUGGACUGUUAAACAAGUAUAAAAGGAGAUCACUGUGGAUUAUUAUCUGGUGUUGACUAACUGGGAAAGUUUACUUUUGGAACUUAAUCACUACCUCAAGUUUUGAUGAACUCCUUUUGUUAUGACCCUCACAUAAAGGUGGCGGGGAAAUUAUUUCACGUAGCAGCUGCCAAAGAAAAAAUCAUGUCAGUCUUAGACACCAAGAGUAACCGUGUGACACUGAAGAUGGAUGUGUCGUACACGGAGCACUCUCACGUCAUCGGCAAAGGGGGCGCUAUAAUCAAGAAGGUGAUGGACGACACCAAGUGCCACAUCCAUUUCCCGGACUCUAAUAGAGGGAGUCAGCAAGAGAAGAGUAACCAGGUCUCGAUUGCGGGACAGAUUGCUGGCGUGGAACAGGCACGGGCUAAAAUCAGGGAAUUAUUACCACUAGUGCUGAUAUUUGAGCUGCCAAUUUCCAUGGGGGUGGCCCCCUCCAUGAACUCCCCCAUCGUGCAAGAAAUAGUACAGACCUACAAGGUGGCCGUCAACAUGAAACAGAGGGGUCGGGGCUAUUCCACUACGGUGACGGUGAGGGGUGCAGUCAACAAUGCCAGAGGGAUGAAGGAAGGGACAAGCAGGUUGAUGGAACAUUUGACUGGAACAGCAGGGGGCACGUUACCGGUAAGCACGCAGAUUGAGAUAUCCCCACAGCAUCAUCAGUUCAUGAUGGGACGAGGAGGAUUAAAUAUCAAACAGAUUACGCAGUGUACGGGGGCCAGUAUCCACUUUCCUGAUCCAAACAGCUCUCAGAAGAAAAGCUCAGUGUUUGUCUCUGGAAGCAUCGACUCGGUGAUCGUGGCGAGGCAUCUGUUGAUGGGAUGUCUUCCUCUGGUGUUGAUGUUUGACAUGAGAGAAGAAGUGGAUGUUCAUACCACCAAACUGGCUCAACUAAUGGAACAAUUAGACAUCUUCAUCAGUAUCAAACCAAAACCAAAACAACCAAACAAGUCUGUCAUUGUGAAAAGCAUCGAAAGAAAUGCUCCCAACAUGUACAGAGCAAGACAGAUGCUCCUUGGCCAGGAGUGUGAAAGUUGUGCCGUCAAUGCCAAUCCUUCCCUCGGCAUGAAUGGAACAUGCCUGCCUGUGCAUGGCUACAAUGUGGGCACAGUUGGUCUCCUUGGGCACCAUCAAGGAUCCAUACCGGGUCUCACUACCACCGUCCUUCCCACCCUUAAUGGAUUAGCUAACCUUAAUAACCGCAAUGCACUACAUCUCACCAAUACUUCCACCACACCACAGACACAGUGGACGCUGCAGAAUAUACCUACCAGUCUUGCAUCAGGUUUGACGAAUGCAACGAUGACUCCCGUCCUUGUACAACAGCCAGUGAAUCCUCUCUUGCUGACGUCACCUAGAGGAUCCAUCAGCUUCACUGCCAAUGCUGCAUCCAAUCCAAUAGUCACCAACCCAUCAAUGUCACCUUCAAAUCCCACCGCUGUCACCGUUCCGACUGCUGUACACACCAUCCCUAAUGUCACCCCCAUGCAAGCGACAUUGCCUGUUGCUACUGGUAUUCAAGCCGUAGCACCGUCCAACCCAGCGAUAGGUAUGCCAACCUUACAGACUGCCCUGCCUACCAGCCCAACAAGGGUGCAAGUCCCCCAAGGCUUAGGCUCUGCCAAUCAGACAGUUCUGCAGCCUGGUUUGCCUCAAGUGAAUCAAAGUGCAGCUUCUGUACAGCCAAGCAUAGUAGGAAAUCCCACCGCUGCCACCAGUAUUCAACAAUCAUUACCCAUGAGUUCUGCUGCAGUGAUGCAGCCACCAUCAACAAGCCAGCAGACACCGGUGUUCCCCACACCUGGAUUACUACCUCAACAGACUCUUCAGGCCACCAUGCAACAGAUGCAAGGUUCCCUCAACCAAGCGGCGCGUGACCAGCAGCAACCUCCUCUCCAGAUGAAUAUCAACACCAGCAUUCCACCACCGCCUCUCCCCCAGGACUUCUUCAACAACCUCAACAUGGCCAGUAGCGCUGCUGCUGCUUCAUCUGCAGACCAGCCCCCAUUCUCAGAAGCGCCUAUAUACACGACAACGCCUCACACACCGCCGCCGCCUCCUGGGUUCGUCAAGCGGGAUCCAAUGACUGUGACAUCACAGCUAGCUCAGCUGGAACUGAAUGAUAUCACUGCUAGAAACCAAUUUACUAGUAUGUGCAAUAAUAACAACCACAUGAAGGACUUGAUGAUGCAGCUGAAAAGCAUGCAAAUGACACCAUUGCCAAAUUCAGAUACAAAGUGCCCAUUUAACCAAAGUAGCAGCCAGCCACCGACUCCGAGAGAUUCUGGCUCCAUAGACCUCAUCACUACGGUAACACCCCCACUGGGUCAGCUGGGUCAGUCGUCGGACAGGACUCUUGACCACAGCGGAAGCAGCAGCAGUCAGAGCAUGCCUAGGAGUCCAACCAGCUUUGUAGACUUAGUGCUGUCACAAAACAACAACUGCUCACCGAGUAGCAGUAUGAAACUACAGAACACAAGUUUUUCACCAAACAAUAGCAGUCAUGACCUAUCAGGCAUGUUGGGUGGCCAUCGAAGGUCACUUACUCCAGACGAAUCAUCCAUCUCUCUCUUCUCAAACAGCAAUGGUAGUGUCACCCUCAAUGGAUAUGGCACGAGGUCCUCUGAAUCAGGAUGCGAUUCUGAUAGCUCCGAUAAGCGUGCUCCAGGAUGUGAGAGAAGGGAAAGGAGAAGGGAGAGGAAGCUUGAGCAGGAGAACCAAGAAGGAGCCGACUCAAAGGAUCAAUCUACUCCAUAUGGAGAGGACUAUGACAAGAAGAAGUUCUUGGCAACUAAAGCAAUGAAGAAGAAACCAAUGGCUCCUGAAGUUCGUGUCCCUACUGAUCUUUGGAGUGGUCUAGGAUUCUCCAAGUCAAUGCCAGAGUCGGCCAUCAGGGAGGCACGGAAGACCAACGGUUUCUCACUCUUUCAGAUGGAUUCUAAUCCAUUACCGACAACCUAUGAGACACCCAACCAGGAGCAGGGUGAACAGGGAGAGGAUCCUUCCUCAUCGACCACCAGCUCAUGGCCUCCUGGUAGGUUGAACGAUGACCCUCCUCCCAGCGAGGUUUCUAAUGGUGACUUUGAUUCCACACCUGGCUAUGUCAAGAAGAAGAAAACAACUACUUUCAGCGACAUAAGUUGCAGUAACUAUAUUGAGAGCACAACAUUGCCAAAGUCAAGCAAGGGGUUGUGGACAGCAAAUGACCUCAAUGCAUCCUUCUCAUACAGACCGGACCUUGGGGAUAUCUUCAUGAAUCUUGGCCUUGGGAAAUAUACAGAUGUCUUUCAGCAACAAGAGAUUGAUCUAUCAACGUUUCUGACACUUACUGACAGAGACCUAAAGGAACUGGGUAUCACUACAUUCGGAGCAAGGAGAAAGAUGUUACUAGCUAUCUCAGAUCUCAACAAAACCACCAAGGAUUCCCUUGCCCCACAGACAUCCAAUGCCAAUCAGGGUUACCAUGGAAACACACCUAGCAACGGUUUCAUCACGGGACAGUCCAACCAGCAUACAACGUCAUGUUGGUAGUGUGUGUAUGGAGGCAGGUUACAUGUGCCUUGGUCUUGAAGACAAUCAGCAAUUACUUCAAUAUCUUCAGCAGCAUGAAACGGGCUGUUCCGAUUAGUCUUCAAGUUGGCUUGAUUUUUUUUGGGGGGGAUGCCUAGCUUCAUUUUUUAUCUAGUGUCAAAGACCAUAAUUGUGAAAAUAAUAUUAGAUACCCACUGUUUUCUUAUGCAAUACAGAUAAUUUGUAUGGUCUGGGGGUGUAACCUAAAGAGAUACGAUCAAUAUUUAUGAUGAUUGUAACUUUACGUACAUGGAUUGCCAUAGACUUAUAUUCAUGCAUGGUUGUACAAUUGAUUGUAUCUUUUGUGUAACAGGGCCUCUGUGUCAUAUUCUAUGGGGCAUACUGCUACAUGCACAAAAAUUGCAAGCAUAUGGGCAGAUGUAUCAGGGUAAUAAUAAUAAUAUGGUCCAUUAAUAUAGCGCAGCUACUAUAAUUGCAUAUACUCUACUGCGCUUGAUACUUGGUAUCAUGUUAUUACCCCGGCCGUAGCUGAGCAGCCAUAUAGGUGCUAAACCAUUCAAGGAAUAAAUCCUACCGGGUACCCAUUCACCUCACCUGGGUCGAGUGCAGCACAAUGUGGAUGAAUUUCUUGCCGAUGGAAAUUACGCCAUGGAUGGGAUUUGAACCCACGACCCUCUGUUUCAAAGUCCGAAGACAAUCCACUGGGCCACAACGCUCCACACAUUGUAAUACAAGAUAAAGCAUUCAGAUCUGACAACUAUGUCAUUGGCUGACAUCUUGUCCUUGGUUUGAUUGGCCAAUAAGCAAUGGGGGUGUAACCUAAAGAGAUACGAUCAAUAUUGAAAACUUGUCAGAGUUGACAAGCUUUGUCAAAAAAAUACCUAGGACUUGGUGCAUAUGAAAAUAUAAUGAUGUAAAACAUGAGAACAAUGGCAUUAUGACAUUAAACUAUUAUAUGGAUGGUUGACCAAUGAGAUUACAGAACUCAUGGGCACUAAGUGCUAAAAGAAGAAGAAAAUAAAGAUGUAUAAGAAAGAAUUUUCACAUAUUAAGGUUUCCUUUGUUGAAACAUGCACUUGAGUCAAUACUUGAAUUUCUUCUAUUGUGUAUGUUACUUGCGCACAAGUAUCUAGAUCUUGUUCGAGCAAGAUAUUCAUGACAUCACAAAAGGAUUUUACUGUGAAGGGGAAAAAAGGAAUAAUGAAAUUGAGAAAAAAUAUAUUUAGGGGCAAUGCACUUUUAUUCAGUUGAACUCAAAAUAUUUAUUGAUAAUGCAUUAUGACUCGAUCAGCAAAACACAAAAUCUUCAUCACUGUAGGUGAUGAUUAAUGGGGAAGCAACACUUUUUCACAUGAUCAACUUAUACCAAUCCGAAUUUAGAUUCUUAGUAUGUGGAAUAUAAAAACAAAUAACCGGAAAUGUAUUGUAUUUUUUUAAACUUCACAAUGUGUCUCAGGGUAUUUUAUCCAUAUUCAAUCUGAAUUAUAAAUGAUGUAGGCUGAAUAUCAUACAAAGAUUGAACUAAAAGAGUGCCUUAAGAUUAGUAAAAUCUUGGAGUAAAUUUGAAAACCAGUAUUAUUACAGAACUCUUCAUUUCAUCGUGCUUCCCAGAACUUCAAGAGUUUUUUACCUUGAUCCUAGUGCUUCUAAGGGAAAUGAAUUUAAAUAUUUAUUUUUUAAAUCACAAGAUAUGUUGGAAGCACUUGAAUAUUAAUAUUCCAUCACUAUCACCUUGGUUUUCUAUGUAGUCUUCUGGAGUUUAAAAAUGAAGGUAUUUUUUAAUGAUUUCAUGUCUUUAUACCAAUAUUUAUUCAUUGAUUUUCUUUGUACAUUUAUAUUAGCAGGAAUGUAAUAGUUGAUCAGAAUGCUACAUGAAGAGCUUGAUUUAACCACAAUCUGAUCAAAUGGCUCUAAUAUACUAUAGCCCGAAUGUACAAAGGUGGUUUUGAAAACCAUCGUUUGAACCCCUGGUUUAUGCAGAUUUCAUGUUAAAAUUUAAUUUACCGCGUAUAUUGACAAAUAUCCAAUACUGAUGCGCGCUUUUGUCAUAUUGCGCCAAAAUGAUGCCUAUUGCCAUGGUUGUGUAUGCUAUUUUAUUCAUGAGUCCACUAAUUUGAAGAGUGGACUCAUGAAUAAAAUAGCAGACUUAAAUCGUGGCAACAGGCGUCAAUUUGGCGCACUGUGACAAAAGCGUGCAUCAGUAUUGGACACUUUUGGAGUACACGCGAUAAAUUAAGCGUUAUUUUUGCACAAAAUAUGCAUAAUCCAUGGGUUCAAUGGAUGGUUUUCAAAACCACCUUUGUGAAUUCGAGCCUAUAUGUUUGGCUCAAUUGGUUUAAUAUGCCCGAGCUGGAAGCAGGCAUUUCUAUCUUUGCCGGAAAAAUUGUAUUCCUACAUAUGCAGGUUCACAUUUGAUUAUGUUAUAUUCACUAUUUGGUGUCCUCAUUUUGACAUUAGUGAACUUGUUCUGAUUUUUGACCAUUUUAUUCUUAAAUGCUUCCUUUCUUUGACAAUCAAUAAAUUUGGUUUGAUAGAAUUUUAUGAAAAUUACCCGGUAAAGACAAAAGUACAAGUCAAAAUGUAUGUAGCUUUGACUUUGCUUCCUUGAAUUUAAAAAGGAAUUAUCAUAUCAUAUAGGAAAUAACAAUGUUUAUUUCAUCAAAAUUCAAGGUAUUCAUGUAUAAUUUUUGAAAUCUAAGGAUUUCUGACACCCUCAUUUUGGACAGUUAUAAUAUAAUUACAUCGUACUCUAGCUUUUUAUUUAUUCACCUCGGUUAGUUCAGAUAUCUGAAAAAGGCCAAACUUUUUUAAUGCUUUGCCUGUUAUAGAUGGGAUCAUGAAAUUGAAUAAAAUUGUUUGUUUGUAGUUUAUGGAGACCAGCCUACGAGAAUUUGAUUUAAAUGACUGCAACUUUAUAUUACUGUUCUUGUUAUCAAAUAUGUGCUGUUUUUUAUUACCAUUUUUCAUUGGUAUGAUGCAUGCUGGCAUGCAUUAUCACUUCGUCUAUCAAACAUUUUAGACUAAGAACAUAUUUAACGAUGUCUAAUUACUGAUCACUUAGUUCUUAAUGAUAUAAGAUGUGCUUAUUUGAAUUAUUUAUACCACAAAGUUCUUUUCUUUUCUGAACAUAUUUGAAAUGAAAAUUUCUAUUGUAACAUUAUUCAUUUUAAUUAUAAUGAUAAGCUGUAGAUAUAUUGAACACACCUAUAGAAAAUGAUUAUGUGUUUGAUCAUUCACUGAUUAAAAGGUGGUAUUUAUUUUAAAUUGGAUAUUAAGUUAUUGAUUGACAAACGUAUGUUAAGAACUUACAAUUGAACAGAAAAAAUAUGUAUUAUAAAAAAUUUGUUUGUUGAUACUUCAUCAGAACUGGAUAUAAAAUCAGAUAUUUGAGUAGGUUUCACCAAUCUGUAGGAGUUAUAAAAGCAAAUGAUAUGAUCUUUUAUGUGUGCUAUCUAGUUUGAUUUGAGAGGAAAAAAUGUGUAAAGAUAAGUCAUUUUCAUCUAAAGCCCAUUAUGAGGCACCUAAACUAUAAUAUGAACUCAGAAACAUUAUUUGAAUAUGUUGUAGAAACGAUUGUUGUCGAAAACAAGAUAUUGGGAUAGGGCACCCAGGUCAAAUUAUUGACUUCUGUAACUGAUUGCUUUCAGUGACCAUAGUUUUGGGUUUAUAUUUGACAUUAUUUCAAUCAUGAUUUUAAAUUGAACUUUAAAGAGUAAUCAUAUAUGCCAAAGAUGGUGUAAGCACUGAUUAAAAUAUUGCCGAUAUUCAGUUAUUGUAGGAAUGUGUUAUACGAGGUUACUGACUGUAUAUAAUUUAGUAACAAUUUAUUUAUCAAAUAUUUGCAAAUGUUCAUCUAAAUAUUCUAGUGUUUCAGUGAGAAAGGUGCACAAUUACUUUAAUGAAUAAUUACACAUGUCUGUAGGUUUAUUGUGUAUUAUGAGAGGUGCAUAAUUACUUCACGGAAUAAUUACACUCGUCUUAAAGUAUUAUGUAUUAUGAGAGGCGCAGAAUUACUUCACAGAAUAAUUACACUUGUUUUAAAGUAUUACGUAUUUUGAGAGGUGCACAAUUACUUCACUGUACAAAUACAUCCGUAUUUAAGUGCAUCAUAUGCACAUAUUUUGUAUACAUUGUUUUGACAGUAUGCAACUUGUUUUGUAGGAAAAUAUUGGGGUUUUCAUCCAAUGCAAAAUAUAAAAGAAAAGCACAAUAUUCAUUUUAAAAACAGAGAUUCUGUGCUCAAAACCAGGACAACCUGUACAGUUGUAAUUUUCUUGGCUGGUAUUUCUUGGCAAUUGGGUAAACAAAGCUAGGAAAUAGGCUUAAUUUGAUGUCAUACAUAUUAGCUUUGAUCAUAUUGAUUUACAUAAAUAUGAGAAAUCUUCAUUUCUAAACCCAGGCAGGAGAUGGGGUUAUUAUUAAUUGGACUCUGCUAUGGCAUCAUUACUCAAUUAAGUCAUUGGUAAUGAAGUGAUUUUAUCUUUUAAAAAUUGAAGGUUAAAGUGUAGUAUCAACAAGUCGUUGGAGAAUGACCCCUCACCCGAUAUGGUCAAACCAAUAACAUAUUUAAAUUUCCUCUUUUCUGUUUGUAUUGCAGUUCGCACUGCUUGUAAAUUACUUCAUGAACAAAAUUCACAUGAAUUGCCUUUAAACUCUUUCAUAAGAUCUGUUUGCACAUUCCUGUUUUGACAUAAGAUGGAAAAAUCCAUAAUAUAACUGCAAAAAAAAAUCAUUUAUGUAAUUAAAAAGGAACUAAAAAUAUACCUCCAUUGAACAAGGCGGCAAUGUCUUUAUCAUUGUCUUCGCGAUGUAUAUAACAUGUUUUU
Lytechinus pictus (painted urchin) is the source of this 9011-nucleotide messenger RNA. RefSeq names its product protein bicaudal C homolog 1-B-like. Lineage: Eukaryota; Metazoa; Echinodermata; Echinoidea; Temnopleuroida; Toxopneustidae. Gene Ontology annotation, molecular function: protein binding; RNA binding. The record is from RefSeq and is a predicted model, not a curated record. The transcript is spliced from 18 exons. Gene Ontology annotation, cellular component: cytoplasm. Bases 721 to 4185 code for a protein of 1154 amino acids.